UGAAAUUGAAGACCCAUUGCUCUCGUCGUCGUUGUUGAAAUCCGGCAGUCGGGCUUUGGGUCCGUAUCAGCAUCUCAUUAGCUCAUAGCUAUUCCAAAGCUUCUUCUUUAGUUUUCUCUUUUCAUCAGUAAGGUGAGCGGCGGCCGAAGGUGAAGGAAUUGUUAGUCAAAGCUUGCAAUUGGUUGUCGUUAAUCACAGAGGGCUGAGGAGAGUGCCGCGGCGGUGAAGAAUUUGUUUCGUCGAAGUUCACCAUCGCCUGAGGAUCUCUGAAAGAUGCAGACAUUGGGUGAUUUUAAGCUCCCCCAGUUUUUCAAUUAUCCACCGUACUUCACUUUGCAACCAGUAAGAGACACUCGAGACAAGCAGAUUCAGCUCUGGAAGGAACUUAUCCUUGACUACUGUAGAACCCAGAAGAUAUUUGUAAUUGGAUUAGAAGAAGAAUUCCCUCUGUUUGCAAAUCCUGCAAUUGAAAGAUCUCUAAGUCAUGAAGCGAGGGAGGCAUUUCUUUCGGCAUUGGUAUCAGAAGGUCGUGCCGAAUGGUUAGAUAAAGGACAUAAGAAAUGUCUUCUUCUCUGGCAUCGUAUUCAAGAUUGGGCAGAUAUUAUCUUAAAUUUUGUCAGAGAAAACGGCUUGGAGGAUGGUGUUACAACCAUCGAAGAGAUGAGGUCUGGGAUUGAAUCACGAGGAACAGAGCUUCACGGGAUUGAUCGAACAAUUCUGAUGCGAGCACUGAAGCUGUUGGAGAACAAAGGAAAACUAGCAAUCUUUAAGGGAACUUCGACUGAUGACGAAGGUGUUAAAUUCUCUGUCUAGCAUCUCAGUCUGUAGUUGUAAGUUUGAAGGGAUGUUGUUCUUGGUAGAUUGGUCUUGUUGGUGAUUCAGUACAAAGACCAUUGAUCAUGAAUAAUUUCAUUGAGUUGAUGAUUGUCAGUUUAAAGCUGAAAUCCACAAGUUCCAGAUCUUUCAUUAAUCUCAUUUACUUGUCAAAUGGAGUAGGUUGAUGUGC
Messenger RNA from Linum tenue, 1006 nucleotides. The record is from the annotation of a GenBank genome assembly. Lineage: Eukaryota; Viridiplantae; Streptophyta; Magnoliopsida; Malpighiales; Linaceae.